Colletes gigas is the source of this 27973-nucleotide messenger RNA. RefSeq names its product twitchin (gene bent). Gene Ontology annotation, biological process: protein phosphorylation. The transcript has 114 exons. Gene Ontology annotation, molecular function: ATP binding; protein kinase activity; protein binding. Lineage: Eukaryota; Metazoa; Arthropoda; Insecta; Hymenoptera; Colletidae. Bases 668 to 27730 code for a protein of 9020 amino acids. The record is from RefSeq and is a predicted model, not a curated record.
AGUUGGCGCGCGGGGCCCCGGUGACUGGGACGGCCAAUACAGGCGCUCCGUAUAAAAGGAGAGACAAGAGACAGGGCCGAACGAGCAGGAUAUAACUGUUUAAACGGAGUGACGACCACACAGUGACGACGACGAAGACGACCGAAUAUAAAUUGUUAGUAAUUUUUAUUUAAUUUUUACAUUUUUUUCUUGUUCGUUACGACUACGCGCGAAUUAAAAGUGCGCGGGAGUAUCGUCGACGGGCCCGCGAGAGCUCGAAGCAAAAUCCCGACUUACUCGCUGAAUCGUUCCGCCUGCGGAGGGUGUUCGGGAAUUCGGGAGACUAAAACAGGAUUUCGAUCGCGGCGACCAAUCGUAUCUCUGAUUUUCGAUUAACCCGACCUCCCAGAACUUUUGGAUACAUAAGUAACCGCCUCAAGUGUAAGGAGGACACUAUCGACAGGAGGCGGUGAUCCUCGGAACCGAGGAGGGAGCACACGAAAGGUUGGAUGGUGCCGCGGGUCGGCGCCGUUUGAACCGAUACCGAGGAGGUCGUUGAGAUUUUUCUUCGACCGUGACAGCGAAGAGAGCAAGCCGCGUGAAGAGUUUUCGAUCACGAAGGUAGAAGGGUGGCGCGCCACCCCGAGGAAGUUCGCGGUAAAGGGAGGUGCGAAGGCGACCCGUCACUAUGGGGGUCGCCGACGAUUUCGCGCCAAGCUUCACCCAGAAGCCGCAGCUCAGGCAGGAGGACGACGGGAACCGGUUGAUCUUCGAGUGUCAGCUGGUCAGCGCGCCGAAACCGGAUAUAUCAUGGUUUCGCGGCGAGACGGAGCUAAGCCCGGACGACAGGACCAACUUCCGGAUGCAGAGCAUCGGGACGAACAAGUUCCUGGUCGUUCUGGAGCUAGACGAUGUCAUCGAGACCGACGCUGGCCUCUACAAGGUCAAGGCCAAGAACAAGAUGGGCGAGGUCGCGGCUUCGAUUAACCUUAAUUUCAGCCCCGUCGACGAGCCUAGGGAGAAACAAAUCGACGGCAUCGCGCCAACUUUCGCGAAAAAGCCUGCUAUCAGACAAGAGGACGAUGGUAAACGACUACUUUUCGAAUGUCGCAUCACAGCCGAUCCCACGCCAAAAGUUACGUGGUUUCACGAUGGAAAUAUGGUCAAAGACUCAUCGAGGCAUAAGCUAACCGUCGACAAAGAUGGCCACUCGUACUUCGCGACUCUGGAAAUAAAAAAUGUGACCGUCGAGGAUGCUGGUAAAUACAAGGUCACCGCGAAGAACGAGCUCGGCGAGUCUAACGCCACCAUUUCCUUAAACUUCGACAGCGACGAGGCGCCCGUACCCGACGACGGUAUUAAACCGACCUUCACCGAACGACCGGUAAUAAGGCAAUCCGACGACGGUAACACCAUCACCUUCGAAUGCCGAUUAGUCGGCGAUCCGAAACCGAGUGUCAAGUGGUAUCACGGUACCGACGAGGUGAAAGAAGGAGGAAGAUACACCAUGUCUUUGGAACUCGAUCAGAAGCUCUACCACCUCGCGAGAUUAAAGAUCGAUAACGUGGCGAAAGGCGACGCCGGCGAGUACAGAGCCGUCGCGAAGAACAAGCACGGCCAGGGAGUGGCGACGAUUAAUUUGAACUUCGAGGGGGGUGACAAGCUAAAAAUACCGGACGGUAAGCCGCCGCGUUUUCCGAAGAAACCGACAAUCCGACAGGAGGGCGACAUCUUGAUUAUGGAGUGUAUCCUGGAAGCGCACCCGGUACCGGACAUUACCUGGUACCAAGGACAGAAACCGAUCGCCGACAGCAAACGCGUCAAGAUGUCACGCAAGGCGACCGGCAAGGACACGUAUUUGCUCACGCUCGAGAUCUCGAAUCCGACCAAGGCCGACGGUGGAAAUUACCGAUGCAACGCGUUUAACAACUUUGGCGAGAGUAACGCCAACAUCUCCCUCAACUUCCAAGAAGAAGGACCUGGUUUCGCGCCGACGUUCGUCGAGAAACCGCGUAUCAUUCCGAACGAAACCGGUACCUUGAUCACGAUGAAGUGCAAAUGCAAGGCGAACCCAAAGCCGGAAGUCACGUGGUUCCGCGGGACCAACGUCGUCAAGGAAUCCUCCAAGAUCUCGAUCAAGACGAAGACCGUCGAGGAGGACGUUUACGAAUUAAUCAUGGAGAUCAAGGACCCUUCGGCGCCAGACGGCGGCACAUACAGGUGUCACGUGCAAAACGAAUACGGCGAGAGCAACGCGAAUCUGAACCUGAACAUCGAGGCUGAACCGGAACCGGAAGGCGACGGUCCGACCUUCGUCGAGAAGCCCCGCAUACAGUCGCAAAAUCAGGGCAAACUCGUAAUAAUGGAUUGCAAAGUGAAGGCGAGCCCGAAACCGGAAAUCGUGUGGACCCACGCCGGCCAGGUGGUGAAGGAGUCUUCGAAAAUCUCGAUCAGUAUUAUCCAGGAGAAGGAAGAUAUUUACUAUAUUAAAUUGACCCUGAACGAUCCCGGUCCAGAGGAUUCUGGCUUGUACAAAUGCAACAUCAAGAACGCCCUCGGGGAACUGAACGCCAAUCUUACGCUUAACGUUGAAAUUAUACCUGUGAUUAAGGAGAAACCGAAGGUCGUGAAGAUCGUGAAGAAGAGGACUGUGAUAGUGGAGUGUCACGUUCUUUCCAAGUUCACGCCGGAUUGCACUUGGUUCAAGGAAACGCAAGCCGUAAAGGAGGACACCAGGCACAAAGUGCACGUGGAACAAGUGAAAGAGGGAGAGUUUGCUGUGAAAUUAGAAAUCGAGCAAGUGUCAGCCACCGACAAGGGUAUCUACAAGUUGGUAGCUCGUAACGAGAAGGGUGAAGCAACCUCCCAGGUUGUGGAAGUGACGGAAAUCAUGGAGGAAGGCGAGAAACCAAAGAUCGCGUCCGGUCUCAAGUCCGUGACGAUCGAGGAGGGCAAAUCGAUCGAAUUCGUCGCUAGUCUCUCGAAGCUAGAUCGUAAAGUGACCAUCACGUGGUACAGAGAUUCGACGGUAAUAAAAUCCUCCAAGGACGUUAUGAUAUCCUUUAACGGCACGGAUAUGAAAUUGAACAUUUCGUCCACCACCACUUCGUUCUCUGGAACUUACAAGGUUGUAGUCAGCAAUGAUUUCGGCCAAGACGAAUCGUCCGCUCGACUGGUUGUCAAGAAGAAGGAGGAGGAGGAAGAGGAAGAAAAGAAGAAGAAGAAGGUUGAAAAGAAGGAGGAGGUCAAGGAAGAAAAGAAGGAAGAAAAGAAGGAGGAAAAGAAGGAGGAAAAGAAGGAGGAAAAGAAAGUGGAGAAGAAAGUGGAGAAGAAGGAAGAAAAGAAAGAAGAGAAGGUAAAACUCUCGCCCUGGAGCGACGACGAGGGGGACGAUUACGAGGAAAGUAUCGUCGAGGAGGAGGAGGAAGAAGAGGAUGUGGUGAGUGUAAUCGAAUCCAGCGUCGCGGAGCCAAUUACCGAAGUGCCAGACUCACAAUCAGACACAGUUUCGCAAACAGAGGAUAUACCUGACAACAAACAGAACGGUAUCGACAAACCUGGCCCCAAGAAGAAAUUGGAAGUUCUUCAGAAGAAACCGGAAGAGAAAGCCGUGGAAAAGAAGGAACCGGAAAAGAAACAGGUCGUGAAAAAGCAAGAAGAAAAGAAAGAGGAGACAACGUUAAAAGCGGAGAAAACGGUGUCUCGCAAGCAGUCUAUCAGCAGAGUCGAAGAAUUGCGAACGGAAAGCCGAAGAAGUUCUCUGGUGUCAACCGAGGAAAAGAUUAGCGAAGAUGGCUCCACGACACCGCGACGCUAUUCUUUUCAAAAGACCGAGGAGGAAGUCAAGACGGAAAGCCGGCGAUCGUCCAUCGUUGAGAAGAAGGUGACGGAAGAGAAGAAGAAAGAACCUACCACGAGACGUAGAUCAUCGACAAAAUCAACGGACGGGUCUAAGGAUCACGAACCCAAGUUAGACACAAAACAAAAGGACUCUGUUCCUGAUGAAACAAAGAAGCAGGAGGUCAGCCUUAAAACGAAGACCGUUGGAAAAGAGGAAACGAAGAAGACAGAACCCGCUAAACCACAAACCACUCUCGGUAAACCCGAAGAGCCAAAGAAAGAGGAACUCGCCACGAAAACCAAGACUGCCAUUGGUAAACCCCAAGAACCCAAGAAGGAAGAACCCGUUCCAAAACCCAAAACCACACUUGGUAAACCCGAGGAGGCGAAGAAGGAAGAACCCGUUCCAAAACCCAAAACCACACUUGGUAAACCCGAGGAAGCAAAGAAGGAAGAACCCGCCCCAAAACCCAAAACCACACUUGGCAAACCCGAGGAAGCAAAGAAGGAAGAACCCGCCCCAAAACCCAAAACCACACUUGGUAAACCCGAGGAAGCAAAGAAGGAAGAACCCGCCCCAAAACCCAAAACCACACUUGGCAAACCCGAGGAAGCAAAGAAGGAAGAACCCGCCCCAAAACCCAAAACCACACUUGGCAAACCCGAGGAAGCAAAGAAGGAAGAACCCGCCCUAAAACCCAAAACCACACUUGGCAAACCCGAGGAAGCAAAGAAGGAAGAACCCGCCCUAAAACCCAAAAUCACCCUUGGCAAACCCGAGGAAGCAAAGAAGGAAGAACCCGCCCCAAAACCCAAAACCACCCUUGGUAAACCCGAGGAAGCAAAGUCAGAGUUGCAAGCCAGGAAACUCAGUCUCAAGCCUGGAGCUAAGAUCGAGGAGGAGAAGAAGACAUUGAACAAAGUGGAACUAAAACAACUGACAACGAACACGGCCGAGGAGAAGUCAAGACUUCGUAAACCACCAAAAUACGAAAUUAAAUCCGACAACUUUCAAGCUGUCCAACUAAAGCCAGUUUCCAAGGGGCCUAAAAAGCCUCAGCAGUCUGAAAAUGGCACGGUUGAACUGAAGAAAACCGAGAAGGCCGAGAAGGUCGAAGUGAAGAAGAUGAAGGCUGCCAAGACGGCGAAGGAGAGCACCUACGAGCUUCCAGAGAUCCCGGAUUACGAGAGACCAGUCCUGGAGAAGCCCCAGGAAUUCGAUUUCGGCGAUCGCAUGCCUCGCGACAAAACCAAGCUCGACAGACCGGCCACUCAGAAAUUCGAGUCUAAGCCGAAAGUGCCAGAAAUCAAAGCACCCGAGGCGCCGAAGAUCGAAGUGAUCAAGGACGUGACCCCGGCUGGAAGCAGAAAGGGAUCUCUGAUACCCGGUAGCGGUACCAGCAGUCGACGUGGUUCAUUGAUACCACCCGAAGAAUUGGGUCGCAGACCCAGUCUGAUCAUCAGUGACGAGAAUAGGAAGCUGCGACCAGGCGAGGUGGUGGACGAGCGCAAGUUGGGAAGGUUGCGGCCCGGCGAGGUUUUGGACGCCAAGCGUCGUCGUCCGAGCGCGGACGUUAGAAGACCCAGCGUGGCGGACCUCGAGAAUAAGAUCAAUCAGCCGAGCACACCUCUUCGAGAUGUUGGACCACCGGGACCACCUCAAAUCGUCGAUGUCCAGGAAUCCUAUUCCGCCGUCGAAGACUCGACGGCGUAUCUCACGGUCGGGGUGGAGGGCUCGCCGGCGCCGACCUUCAAGUUCUACAAAGGAAUCACCGAGAUCAUCGAAGGUGGCCGAUUCAAGUUCCUCACGGACACGGAGACCAAUACGAUCACCCUCUGCAUGAGGAAGACGAAGCCCAACGACGAGGGCACUUACAAGAUCGUCGUGAGCAACAUCCAUGGCGAGGACUCCGCCGAAAUGCAACUCUACGUUUCCGACGCCAGUGGAAUGGACUUCCGUGCGAUGCUGAAGAAGAGGAAGUACCAGAAAUGGGCGAGGGAAGAGCAAGAGCAAGAGAAGGUAGACUUGAAGGAGGUGGAGAAACCGAUGCCGACGUUGAAGAAACUGGAUAAGAAACCAGAGAGCUUCCUGAAACCGCUGGUGGACCAGUAUGCCAAGGAGGGCAAAGACAAAAAGGUCGUCUUCGAGGCGAAUUUCACGAAACCGAACUGCAAACCGAAAUGGUUCUUCCGAAAAGACGAACUGUUCCCUUCGGCCAAGUACAAAUUCAAGAACGAAGAGGAUUGCUACCAGCUCAUCAUUCUGAAUCCCAAGGUCGAGGAUACCGGCAAAUACAGUAUCGAAAUUUCAGGAAUUACGAGCACCGGUUUCCUCAAUGUCGAAGAACCGGAUCCAACCUACACGUUCACCAAACCGCUUUCGAAGAAGACGAGCGGUUUCACCAAACACGAAGUACUCAUGGAGUGUACUGUCAGCUCCAAUUUGGCCCAAGUCUCGUGGUACAAAGGAAAAACGAAGCUCGAAGAGGGCGACAUGUACAGCAUGUCGAAGGACAUGUCUGGCGUUUGCAGACUGACUAUAAAGAGUGCCACGCUCGAGGACAGCGGCGAAUAUAUUUGUAAAAUUAACAAACAGACCGACAAGACUGAGACGGUCCUCACUGUCGUUGAGUAUCCUUACAAGUUCGUCAAGGUGCUGAAGCACCAGCAAUUGGUAGAAAAGGAGACUCUAACCCUGUCCUGCCAGUUAGAUGACGCAGGUGGCGAGGUGAAAUGGUUCAAGGGUGACCAAGAGAUCGUUCCCGACAAGAGGGUACAAAUCAAGGAAGAAGGCAGGAAGAGGAAGCUCAUCAUCAAGGAUGUGAAAGUCACUGAUGCUGGCCUCUACUCCUGCGUGAGCAACGCCGACAAGACCGAGGCAGAAAUAAUCAUAAAUUACGCGAAUCGCUUCAACAAGAAGUUGAAGGAUACCGUGGCCGUGGAAAGAGAAAAGUUGGUGCUCGACGUGGAACUUCAAGAUCAAACUGCUCCAGCCGAGUGGAAGUUCAAUGGUGAGCCAAUCGUGGCCAACGAGCGAAUAGAGAUCAAGAAUUUGGGCGGUGGAAAACACCAACUGGUCUUCAACAACGUGGAAAUGACCGACGAUGGUGAGAUCACCUGCGAGAGUGGACAGCUAUCGAGCAGCUGCAAACUCACCGUCAAGAAGGGCGAGAGUAAACCUAUCGUCGAGGUUCCGGACAAGGUCGAAGGUCCUUGCAGCGCACCACUCGUAUUCGUUGUUCCCUUCAAGAUCGAGGGCACGAAACAGAGCCAGGUAGAAGCCAAACUGAUGAAAGAUGGCAAACCGUUGCCGUUGAAGGAAGUCGAGGUGGUCGUAGGCGAGGAUAAGAUCACUUUCAAGAUCAAGAAACCAUCUCGCGAUCAAUCCGGCAUGUAUCAAGUGAAGAUUGGCAACAACCAAGGCGAGGAAGUCAAGGAUGUGAACGUCAACAUGCAAGACGUACCGUCACCACCCACGGACGUCGACGUGAACGAGAUCUUCCAAAACUCCUGCGUGGUGUCCUUCAAACCUUCCAAGGACGACGGUGGAUCACCGAUCACCAAGUACGUGAUCGAACGUCUCGAUCUCAGCUUGAAGUCGCAAUGGGACAGCGUUGGCGAAGUGAUGCCGGGAGAGAAGUGUGUCUACAAAGUUCAGGAUCUGAUCGCGAAGAAGGAGUACAAAUUCCGUAUAAGAGCAGUGAACAAAUUAGGUUCCAGCGAGCCGGCCAUGUUCGCCAAACCGGUCCUCGCGAAAGAUCCAUGGGACGAGCCAGGUAAGCCCACGAACGUGGACGUCACCGACUGGGACAAAGAUCACGCGGACCUGAAGUGGACGAAGCCGGAGAACGAUGGCGGAGCACCGAUCACGGGCUACAUAAUCGAAUACAAAGAAAAGUUCGGCAAGGAAUGGGUGAAGGGCAAAGAGAUCGAGGGUGACGUGACCGAGGCGACCAUCGAUGGUCUCAAGGAGGGCACCCAAUACGAAUUCAGGAUCAGAGCCGUGAACAAAGCCGGUCCUGGCGAACCUUCCGACGCCACGAAACCGAUCAUAGCCAAGAGCCGAUUCGUCAAGCCGUACAUCGUUGGCGAUGGUCUGACCAAUCUCAUAGUGAAGAAGAGCCAAGUUAUCAAAUACGAUAUUAAGUACGCUGGCGAACCAGAACCGGAAGUGCAUUGGUUCCUGGGAGACAAGGAGCUCGUCCAAGACUCCGCUGAAAGGAUCACGAUCGACAAAUACGAGAGGAACACUGUCCUCACGGUGAGGAAGACCACCAGACCGGAUUCCGGAAAGUACAAACUGGUUCUAUCGAACAGCUCAGGCACCUGUGAGAGCAUCGCUGACGUUGUUGUUCUAGACAAACCGGCGAAACCAACCGGACCGCUGAAAGUGGAGGAGGUGCGUUCCGACCAUGUGAAAGUAAAAUGGCAGAAACCCGCGGACGAUGGAGGUACAGAAAUUACUGGGUACGUUCUGGAGAAAAUGGACAUGGACACAGGACGAUGGGUUCCCGCUGGAGAGGUUGGACCCAAUGAAGACAACUUCACCUUCAGCGGCCUGACUCCCAAGAAGAAGUACAAGUUCAGGGUAAAGGCAGUCAACAAGGAGGGCGAGUCCGAGCCAUUAGAGGUGGAUGAACCCAUCCUUGCCAAGAAUCCUUACGACGAGCCUGGCAAGCCUAGCAAGCCGGAAAUAUUUGACUACGACAACGUCAGCGUGUCCCUGAAGUGGGAGAAGCCAGAGACCGACGGUGGAAGACCGAUCACUCACUAUACCGUCGAGAUGAAGGACAAAUUUGCGGUGGAUUGGGUCGAAGUAACGAAAACUGCCGAUGCUAACCCGGAGGCGAAGGUGGAGGGUUUGAAAGAGAAGAUGAUUUAUCAGUUCCGAGUCCGCGCCCACAACAAAGCGGGCCCUGGCCAGCCCAGCGAGCCCACGGACAACCAUCUUUGCAAGCACAAGAAUCUGAAACCGAGGAUCGACAGGAGCAACUUCAAAUCGAUAAUCAUAAAAGCUGGUCGCACGCAUAAGUGGUCGGUCGACAUCACCGGUGAACCGCCACCAGAAGUCAAAUGGAUUUGGAGGGACAACAUCCCCCUGACCAACACCGAACGGAUCAAGAUCGAGAACGUCGAUUAUCACACAGACUUCACGAUAGUGAACGCGAUGCGCAAGGACACUGGAAAGUACACCCUCAUCGCUGAGAACGCCAAUGGCAAGGACGAGGAGACUGUGGAACUCACGGUUCUCGGAAAGCCGGACGCGCCUAAGGGACCGUUGCAAGUGACGGACGUGACCGCCACAUCGGCCAAAGUGAAAUGGGAGAAACCGGAAGACGAUGGCGGUGUACCGAUCAAGGAGUACGAAAUCGAGAAGCUGGACACGAAGACGGGCAAAUGGGUCAGAGUGGGAAAGGUCCCUGGAAACUCGCCGUUGACGGAGUUCGAGGUGACUGGAUUGAAUCCUGGCAGCGAGUACAAAUUCCGCGUCACCGCGGUUAACGACGAGGGCGAUUCCGAGCCUCUCGAGAGCGAACGCCCGAUCAUCGCUAAAAAUCCAUUUGACGAGCCCCACAAACCUGGAACACCAGAGAUCACCGAUUACGACAACGAGUCCAUAAGCUUGAAGUGGACUCCUCCUGAUUUCGAUGGCGGAGCGCCGAUCGAAAAGUACAUAAUCGAAAAGAAAGAUCGCUAUAAGCCGGAUUGGGAGAAAGCGAUGGAGGUUCCUGGUAACCAGCUCGAAGCUAAAGUGGCCGACUUGAAGGAACGAGGAGAGUAUCAGUUCAGAAUUAUCGCUGUGAACAAAGCUGGACAGUCUCCGCCGUCAGACGCGUCGAGAAUGCAGAUAUGCAAGCACAAAGCUCUGAAACCGAGGAUCGAUCGUACAAACUUGAAACCCAUCACUGUACGGGCUGGCAAGAUGAUCAAAUACGACGUGGAUGUGAAGGGUGAACCGCCUCCAGAAAUCACAUGGUACCACGCCAAUAUGGCGGUCAAGUCCGGUGAAAAUAUCGAGAUCGUUAACGUCGACUAUAACACCAAGAUUACUAUUAGCGAUUGCGUCCGUAAAAACACCGGAGUGUGGAAAAUCAAGGCUGUGAAUCCUCAUGGCGAGGACGAGGCCGAAGUCGAGGUCACGAUACUUUCGGCUCCUGGAAAACCAAAGGGUCCUCUGAAGGUAUCGGACGUGACGAAGGGCGGCUGCAAGCUCAAAUGGGGCAAACCGGAAGACGACGGUGGCAAACCCGUUACCGGCUACCAAGUCGAGAAACUCGACAAGGCCACUGGAAGAUGGGUACCGGUUGGACGAACCUCGGACACCGAAAUGGACAUCAAAGGUCUCCAGGAAGGCCACGAGUACGAAUUCAGGGUGAAAGCCAUCAACGAAGAGGGUGAAUCCGAACCACUGGUCACCGACAGCACGACUCUUGCAAAGAAUCCUUAUGACGUAGCCAGUAAGCCUGGUGUACCAGAAUUCGAGGAUUGGGACGUGGACCGCGUCGAUCUGAAGUGGGAACCACCGAAAAACACUGGAGGCGCGGCCAUUACGGGUUACAUUAUCGAAAUGAAAGAGAAACCGUCCACACAAUGGCAGGAAGCCACGGUGACCGAUUCGCCGCAACCGAAAGGUCGGGUUACCGGUCUGAAAAAGGGCUCGGUUUACCAAUUCCGUGUUCGCGCUGUUAACAAGGCUGGACCAUCGGAGCCUAGCGAUUCGACCAAGCCACACGUCGCCAAGGCACGAUACUUGAAACCACACAUCAACCGCGACAAACUGCAGCCCAUAAAGGUGAGAGCAGGUCAAUCGGUGCGACUGGAGGUUGACGUCGAAGGUGAACCGCCACCAACCGUCACUUGGAACUUCGCUGGCGCGGUUCUGCAAACCGGAGCGAACGUCAAGAUCGACAACGAAGAUUAUCUGACAAAGAUCCACCUGACCGAUACCAGUCGCAAGUACAGCGGCAAAUACACCAUCAAAGCGGUGAACGAUUCCGGUCAGGACGAGGCUGACGUCGAGAUAACCAUCCUCGACAGGCCUGGAAAGCCCGAGGGUCCGCUGGAGGUGACGGACGUCCACAAAGAGGGAUGCAAGCUGAAAUGGAACAAACCGAAAGACGAUGGCGGUUUGCCUCUGUCCAGCUAUGUGAUCGAGAAGAUGGACGCGACCACUGGUCGUUGGGUACCCGCUGGUAUCAUCGAUCCUGAGAAAACGGAGCACACGAUCACCGGUUUGGAACCUGGACACAAGUAUGAAUUCCGUAUAAAGGCGGUGAACGAGGAGGGCGAAUCGGAACCUCUGCAGACGGACGCUGCUAUCGUCGCUAAAAAUCCAUAUGAUGUACCUGCCGCUCCUGGCCUGCCGGAGAUCGUCGACUGGUCGGAGAACAUGGUCAAACUUAAGUGGGAACCGCCCAUAAGAGAUGGUGGUGCACCCAUCAGCGGAUACAUUAUCGAAAUGAAAGAUAAACUUGGAACAACUUACGUGAAGGCCGCAGAAGUCGAAGGGCCGAAAUGUGUUGGAACUGUAACCAGAUUGGUAGAAGGAAAUCAGUAUCAGUUCAGAGUCAGGGCCGUUAAUAAAGCUGGUCCUGGAGAACCUAGCGAGCCUACCAACCCCCACACUGCCAAGGCUCGUUGGUUGAAACCAUUCAUCGACCGCACCAAUCUGCAACCAAUAACGGUGAAAGUUGGCCUGACGAUGACCCUAGAUGUAAACAUCAUCGGAGAACCUCCCCCAAGCGUGACCUGGUUCAUCCAAGACAAAGAACUCGUGUCCGACGACACGAUACGUAUCGAUAACAUCGAUUACAAUACCAAAUUUGUCAUGUUGAAAGCCAAACGAGUUCACACCGGAAAGUACACCAUCCAUGCGAAGAACGAAGUGGGCGAAGACAAGGCUGACGUCGAAAUACUGGUCAUCGGUAAACCGACCAAGCCUAAGGGUCCUCUGGAAGUGUCCGACGUGAACAAGCACGGUUGCAAACUGAAGUGGGAGAAACCGGACGAUGACGGUGGUGUGCCGAUCGAAUACUACGAAAUCGAGAAGUUGGAUCCUCUGACUGGACAAUGGAUACCGUGUGCAAAGUCCGUAGAACCGGAAGUCACGGUGACCGGCCUCCAGGAGGGCAAACCCUACAAGUUCCGUGUGAAGGCGGUGAACAGAGAGGGUGAAUCCGACGAACUGGAAACGGAGAAGUCUAUCGUAGCCAAGAAUCCAUUCGACGAACCUGGCAAGCCUGGACGUCCAGAAAUUAAGAACUGGGACAAGGACUUUGUCGAUCUCGAAUGGACGCCACCCAAGGACGACGGCGGUGCGCCCAUCGAGAAGUACAUUAUCCAGAUGAGAGACAAGGAAGGAAGGCAGUGGAUAGACGUUGCAAAGGUUCUGGGAGAUCGCAACGUCGCCAAGGUCACCGAUGGUAUCGAGGAAGGUCACGAGUACGAGUUCAGAGUGGUCGCGGUGAACAGAGCAGGACCUGGGGAACCUAGCGACACUUCGAAGAGCGUUGUCGCCAAACCACGGUUCUUGGCUCCACGCAUCGACCGCAAAAAUCUACAGAAGAAAGUCAUGCGAGUGGGACAGAUGCUACGAAUGGAGGCGGACGUGCAAGGUGAACCGCCACCAGCCAUCACGUGGAUGCUCAAAGACACCGUGCUGAAGAGCAUGGAACGACUCAAGAUCGAGAACGAAGAGUACCACACCACAUUCAUAAUAACCAAAUGCCAGAGAUCCGAUACUGGAACGUACACGGUUAUCGCCAAGAACGACAGUGGCACCGACCAAGUGGACGUUGAGAUCCAGGUGUUGAGCAAACCCAGCAAACCGAAAGGUCCGCUCGAAGUGUCGGACGUGACUGCAGAGGGAUGCAAAUUGAAAUGGGACAAACCGGACGACGAUGGCGGUGAGCCAAUAGAUCACUACGUGGUCGAAAGGAUGGACGUGGAUACAGGAAGGUGGGUGCCCUGUGCCACGAGCAAAACUCCGGAAGCGGACGUUACUGGUCUCAACGAAGGCAAGGACUAUCUGUUCCGAGUGAAGGCUGUCAAUUCUGAGGGCGAAUCCGAGCCCUUGGAAACGGCUAUCCCCACCACAGCAAAGAAUCCUUACACCGAGCCCGACGCGCCCAGCAAGCCAGAUCUGAAAGACUGGUCCAAACACCACGUGGACCUGAAAUGGAAAGCUCCAAAGAACGACGGUGGAGCACCGAUCGAGAAGUACAUAAUCGAGAAGAAAGAUCAAUACGGUAAAUGGCAGAAGGCGGCUGAAGUUCCUGGAAACAAAACGGAGGGCCGUGUAGAGGAUCUGGUGGAAGGACAGAAGUACCAAUUCCGCGUGAAGGCGGUGAACAAAGGUGGACAGAGCAAGCCUAGCGAGCCUAGCGACAGCUUGGUCGCCAAGGAUCGCUACGCAGCGCCGAAGAUCGAUCGCACGAACUUGAAGGACAUCACGCUCAAAGCCGGAAACCACAUCCGUCUGGACGUGAAAGUGUCCGGUGAACCGCCACCGACGAAAACGUGGUACCUCAACAAAGCCAAGCAGGAGUCUGGUGGCGUUCUGACGAUCGAGCUGGAAGAUUACAGGACGAAAUUCAUAGUGUCGUCGACCUCCAGAGCUCACUGCGGCACUUUGACCCUGAAAGCAGAGAACAGCUCCGGAAAGGACGAAGCUUCGAUCGAAGUUUUGGUGCUGGACAAGCCGGGCAAACCGGAAGGUCCUUUGAAAGUGUCCGACGUGCACAAGGAGGGAUGCACCCUGAAAUGGAACCCACCGUUGGACGACGGUGGCACGCCAUUGGAUCACUACGUGGUCGAGAAAAUGGACACGGAGACGGGAAGGUGGAUACCCGUGGGACGAACGAAGGAACCCAACAUGGUCGUGGAGAAUCUGGCGCCUGGCCAAGAAUACAAAUUCCGAGUUUCCGCCGUGAACGCGGAGGGCGAAUCGGAACCCUUGGAGACGGAUCAUGGAAUCGUGGCGAAGAAUCCAUUUGACGAACCAGGCCCGCCUGGCCGCCCAGAGGCAACCGAUUGGGACAAGGAUCAUAUAGACCUAAGAUGGACUCCACCAUUGAGCGAUGGUGGAUCUCCAAUCACCGGAUACGUGAUCGAGAAGCGCGAAAAAGACAGUCCGCGAUGGAUAAAGGCUCUCGAAACCGGACCUGAGUGCAAGGGACGCGUCGACAAUCUCGACGAGGGCGUCGAGUACGAGUUCCGCGUCAAGGCCAUCAACGCCGCUGGUCCUGGUGAACCAUCGGACACCAGCAAACCCAUCACAGCCAAGAGUAGACGACUUCCACCGAAGAUCGACCGAAAGAACUUGCGCGACAUUACGGUACGCGAGAACGAAGGAUUCCACUUCGACGUUAAGAUCAUCGGUGAACCGCCACCGGACGUCACCUGGGUGCUCAACAACAAGAGCAUUCAGGUGACGACUUUCCGUCGUAUUCAGAAUGUUCCGUACAACAGCAAGUUCUAUAAUGACAAACCCGAGCGCAAGGACAGCGGUAUAUACAAGAUCACGGCGGUGAAUCAGCACGGUUCUGACACCGCCGAGGUUGAAGUCACCGUUGUCUCCAAGCCUGGCAAACCCGAGGGCCCGCUCGAAGUGUCGGACAUCCACAAAGAGGGAUGCAAACUGAAGUGGAACAAACCGAAAGACGAUGGCGGGGAACCUAUCGAGGGAUACCUCGUGGAGAAGUUCGAUCCAGACACUGGCGUCUGGUUACCAGUUGGCAAGACUACAGGGCCGGAGAUGAAAGUAGAAGGACUGACACCUGGACACGAGUACAAGUUCAGAGUGAAGGCGCUUAACAAGGAAGGAGAGUCGGAGCCUCUGGAGACUUUCAGCUCGAUCGUGGCCAAGGAUCCGUUCACCGUCCCAAGCCCUCCGGGAGCACCGGAACCGGUCGAUUGGACCGCCAAUCAGGUUGAACUGAAUUGGAAGGAACCGGUCAGCGACGGAGGAUCACCAAUUACCGGAUACAUUGUCGAGAAGAAAGACAAAUACAGCACGAUGUGGGAGAAAGCUCUGGAAAUCGAGACACCAUCUACCAGGGCUAUCGUCCACGGUCUCAUCGAGGGCAAUGAUUACCUGUUCCGUGUGAUUGCUGUGAACAAGGCCGGCCAAUCAGAGCCUGGCGACUCCAGCAAGACAUUCACGGCUAAACCACGAUUUUUGGCACCCAAGAUCGAUCGACGUAAUCUGCGGGAUGUCACUCUGUCGGCCGGAUCGUUGCUGAGAUUCGAUGCAAACGUGAUCGGUGAACCGCCACCACACAUCGAUUGGCGAUACGGCGCGAUACCACUGCACUCCGACAGAAAAGUGCAGAUCGACAACACGGAGUACAGCACCAAGUUCAGUAUUCGUCCAGUGUCUCGCGACGACAGCGGCGAUUACACGGUCACUGCCAUCAAUUCGUCCGGAAGGGAUUCGGUGACCGUACAGGUCGUCGUCACGGACAAACCGAUGCCACCGGAAGGACCGUUGCAAGUCUCGGACGUUCACAACGAAGGAUGCAAACUGAAAUGGAAGAGGCCGAAAGACGACGGAGGCACCCCUAUCGAAUACUAUCAGGUGGAAAAGUUGGACCCGGAGACUGGAUGUUGGGUCUCGUGUGGCCGAUCCACCGAACCUAACUUGGAGGUGACUGGACUGACACCGGGCAAGGAAUACUUGUUCCGCGUUAGCGCAGUGAACGCAGAGGGAGAGUCGAAGCCCUUGGAGGCGGAGCAAGCUAUUCUAGCCAAGAAUCCAUUCGACGAACCGGGCAAGCCGGGUGAUCUCCGAGCCACCGACUGGGACAAGGACCACGUCGACCUGGCUUGGACCCCGCCUACAAACGAUGGAGGAUCACCGGUUACCAGCUACAUAAUCGAGAAGAAAGAUAAAUACGGCGAAUGGGAGAAAGCCAUCGAAGUACCGGCGGACGAGACAUCCGCCACUGUCCCCGACUUAAUAGAAGGCCAACCGUACGAAUUCCGUGUACGAGCUGUGAACAAAGCUGGCCCCGGCGAGCCAUCGGAUCCGACGCCAACGAUCAUUGCCAAGCCGCGAAACCAAGCGCCCAGGAUCGACCGUACGAACUUGGUGGAGGUCAGAAUCAAGGCUGGUCAGAACUUCAGCUACGACGUGAAGGUUACCGGCGAGCCACCGCCAACCACGAGAUGGACUCUGAACAAACGAGAGGUCAGGCCCACGGACCGUAUCAAGGUGAAGCACGUGGACUACAAUACAACUUUGAGCGUCAGAAAUGCCACCAGAGCAGACUCUGGCAAAUACGUGCUCACUGCUGAGAACAUAAACGGUACCGACGAGGAGAUCGUCAAGGUGACCGUCUUGGACAAGCCUAGUCCGCCUCAGGGACCGCUCAGAGCCUCCGACGUGCACGCUGAAGGAUGCAAAUUGAACUGGAAACCACCGGAAGACGAUGGCGGGCAGCCAAUCGAUAAGUACGUCGUGGAGAAGAUGGACGAAAUAACCGGACGCUGGGUACCUGCUGGAGAAACCGACGGACCAGCCACGUCUCUCGACGUGGAAGGUCUUACUCCGGGUCACAAGUACAAAUUCAGGGUCAGGGCUGUUAACAAGCAAGGCAAAUCGGAGCCGCUCGCGGCGAUGCAAAGCGUCGAGGCGAAAAAUCCAUUCGACGAACCAGGAAAGCCUGGCACACCAACCGUCAGCGACUACGACACGGACUUCGUCGAGCUCCAAUGGGAUCGUCCUCACGAGGACGGUGGUUCACCCAUUACCGGUUACAUAAUAGAGAAACGAGACAAAUAUAGCCCGAGUUGGGAGAAGUGCGCGGAAGUUGAGGGCGACGUGAACCGCGGAAGGGUCAACGACCUCGUCGAAGGCACCCACUACGAAUUCCGCGUCAGGGCAGUCAACAAAGCUGGUCCCGGCGAACCCUCGGACGCUUCCAAGUCGCACUUGGCGCGACCCAAGAACCUUCCACCAAAGAUCGACAGGAAGUACAUGCUGGACGUGAAAGUGAAGGCGGGUGGUUUCUACGACUUCGACGUUCCAGUGAUCGGCGAGCCGCCUCCGAGCAAAACGUGGACGUUGAAGGGCUCGGUGGUGAUGGCGAACGAGCGUAUUAAGAUCACGAACGAGGACUAUAACACGAAGGUCCGCGUGAUGGAAGCCAGACGUUCGGAUUCCGGCGUCUACACGCUAGAAGCGAAGAACAUCAACGGUAGGGACGUCGCCACUCUGAACGUGAACGUCCUGGACGUACCAUCGCCGCCGGAAGGACCGUUAAAGAUCGAUGGCAUAACGAAGAACGGCUGCAACCUGAAAUGGCGACCACCGAAAGACGACGGUGGUUCAGAGAUCCAGUAUUACCAAGUGGAGAAGAUGGACACGGAGAACAUGCGCUGGGUACCGGUGGCGGAGGCCACGUCGACUUCCGCUCACGUGGAUCACCUGAUCGAGGGACACGAUUACCAGUUCCGCGUGCGUGCCGUGAACAAGCAAGGAGAGUCUAUGCCACUCACUGGCAUGGACACCAUCACCGCCAAGGAUCCUUACGACAAACCGGACAAACCUGGAGCACCGGUCGCCACCGACUGGGACAAGGAUCACAUCGACUUGGAAUGGGCACCGCCCAAGAAAGACGGUGGAUCGCCAAUCACCGGAUACAUCAUCGAGAAGAAACCGCGAUUCGGAAGUUGGGAGAAGGCCGUAGAAGUGGAGGGCAACAAACCGAGCGUCAGGGUCCCCGACCUAGUCGAGGGACAGGAAUACGAGUUUAGGGUAAUCGCCGUCAACAAGGCUGGCCCUAGCGAACCUUCCGAAGCUUCCCUGCCUAUAGUCGCGAAACCACGAUUCCUUGCUCCAUCAUUCGACCCUCACGCAUUGAGCGACUUGGUCGUAAAAGCUGGACAGAAGAUCAGCUACAUCAUUCCAAUCCAGGCAUCGCCCAAACCUACAGCCACGUGGACCUUGGACGGAGCGAUAAUCAUGGCCGAUUCUCGCCACGAAAUGUACACUACCAAUACAGAGACCACCUUCGAGAUCCAGUUCUCCGUUCGCUCAGAUACUGGUCGAUACGCUUUGACUUUGGAGAACGAACACGGAAAGUUCAGCGCGAACGCGAGAGUUACGGUCCUGGACAGGCCCUCGCCGCCCCAGAAGCCGCUCGAGAUCACCAACAUCACCAAGGAGGGUUGCCACUUGGCCUGGAGACAUCCUCUGGACGACGGAGGCAGUCCCAUCUUGCACUACGUCAUCGAGAAGAUGGACUUGUCUCGAGGCACCUGGUCCGACGCUGGCAUGAGCAUGGUGUUGAGCCACGAAGUUGCUAGGCUGACGCAUCGCAAGGAAUAUUUGUUCCGCGUGAAAGCCGUCAACACUAUUGGAGAAUCUGAUCCGCUCGAGGCAUCCAAGAGCAUCGUAGCUAAGAACGAAUUCGACGAGCCUGAUGCUCCUGGAAGACCACAGAUAACAGAUUGGGACAGAGACCACGUCGAUCUGCAAUGGCCAGCACCUACCAGCGACGGUGGUUCCCCGAUCACCGAGUACAUCGUCCAGAAGAAAGAAAAGGGUAGCCCUUACUGGGUGAACGCGGUCCACGUUCCUGCGAAACAGACGAACGCCACCGUCCCCGAUCUGACGGAAGGACAGGAAUACGAGUUCCGUGUGAUCGCUGUGAACGCUGCUGGACAAUCAGAACCAUCUGAACCUAGCGAUCUCGUCACCGCCAAGCCUCGUUACCUGGCACCGAAGAUCAAGACGCCGUUGCAAGACAUUCGAAUCAAGGCAGGACUCAUCUUCCACGUCGACAUCGAUUUCGUCGGCGAACCCACGCCGGAAGUUACUUGGACCGUUGGAAGCAAGGAGGUGCAGACCACCGACAGGACAACCGUUACAUCGAUCGGUUACCACACCAUCGUCCACACGGUGAACGCCCAGAGGUCCGAUUCCGGACUGUAUCACUUGUUGCUGAAGAACAGCAGCGGCAUAGACGAGGGUAGCUUCCAGGUGAUCGUUCUCGACAGGCCAGGACCGCCAGAGGCUCCUCUGGAGUACGAGGAGAUCACCAGCCAAUCGGUCACGUUGUCUUGGAAGCCGCCCAAGGACAAUGGCGGUAGCGAGAUCACUGGAUACGUGAUCGAAAAACGCGAUCUGACCCACGGUGGUGGCUGGGUUCCAGCUGUAACUCACGUCAAUCCGAAAUACAAUCACGCCACGGUUCCAAGGUUGCUCGAAGGUACCACCUACGAGUUCAGAGUAUCCGCUGAGAACCUUCAGGGACGUUCCGAACCAUUGACCACCGACCGGUCGAUCGUCGCCAAGAACCAAUUCGUCGCUCCCGGUCAGCCUGGCAAACCGGAAUGCGUCGACGCGGACAAAGAUCACAUCAAGAUCAGGUGGGCGGCACCGAUCAGCAACGGUGGAUCGAAGAUCAUCGGUUACGACGUGGAGCGUCGCGAUCGGGCAACCGGUCGCUGGCUCAAAAUAAACAAAGAGCCUGUCAGGUACGCAGAGUACUACGACGACCACGUAACCGAGGGCCAUCAGUACGAGUACCGUGUCACGGCCAUAAACGCCGCUGGGUCCGGAAAGCCCAGCGACACUUCCGCGGUCUUCAUCGCGAAACCGAUGAAGGAGAAGCCCAAGUUGAAUCUCGACGCGCUUAUCGGACGCAAGAUCAAAGUCCGUGCCGGAGAACCGAUUAAUGUUAACAUUCCACUGACCGGUGCGCCGACUCCAACCAUCGAAUGGACCAAGGACUCUAGGCCUCUCUUGGAGACUCUUCGAAUAACGACCGAAACGAAGAGCGACCGUACGAACUUGUCCAUCGAGAAAUCGGUCCGCGAAGAUGGCGGACUGUACGUGAUCACAGCAUCGAACGAGCACGGAAGAGACUCGGCGGAUAUCGAGGUGAUCGUCGUCGACAGGCCUGGACCUCCUCAGGGUCCGCUCCAAUACACCGGCACGACUCAAGAUACCGUGUCUCUGUCUUGGAACAAACCUCUGGACGACGGUGGAUCCGACAUCACCAACUACAUCGUCGAAGUGUCGGACUACGGAGCCGAUAAUUGGCGACAGACGCCUGGAUACUGUCCGCGAACCAGCUACACUGCCAAAGGACUCACCGAGGGCAAGAAAUACGUGUUCAGGGUGCGAGCAGAGAAUAUGUAUGGAGUAUCUGAACCCUUGGAAGGGAAACCAGUCAUCGCCAAGAGCCCGUACGAUCCUCCAGACGCGCCCAGCCAACCCGAAAUCCUUGGAUACACCCCCAACAGUUGCAGUCUCUUCUGGAACCCGCCCCUCAAUACCGGUGGCAAGCCUAUCACUGGAUAUUACGUGGAACGUCGCGAACGUGGUGGCGAAUGGCUUAAGGUCAACAACUAUCCAACCCCGAACACAACGUUCACGGUGCAGGACUUGCACGAGGGUUCCAAAUACGAGUUCAGAGUCAUCGCUGUCAACGAAGCCGGACCUGGCAAGCCCAGCAAGCCUACCGAACCGAUUACUGCUGGACACCAACGUUUGCGUCCUGAUGCUCCCGAACCACCCAAGCCCGACAGAAUCACCAAGGAUUCCGUAACUCUGAGCUGGCGUCCUCCGCGCAGCGACGGCGGUGCCAAGAUAAGAGGAUACAUUAUCCAAAUGAAGACCAGACACCAAGACGCGUGGGACGACGUGAAUGGUGCACUGAUACCCACGAACGUUUACACGGUACCGAAGCUCACGGAGGGCGAGGAAUACCUCUUCAGGGUGAUCGCCGUGAACGACGUAGGCAACAGCGACCCGAGCAGACAGAGCAAUCCGAUCGUCAUCGAGGAACAGCCCAACAAACCCGUCAUGGACCUCGGCGGAGUUCGCGACAUCACCGUUCGCGCUGGAGAAGACUUCUCCAUUCAUGUGCCCUACAUCGGCUUCCCCAAACCCACCGCCACCUGGUUCGCCAACGACGUCAUCAAGGACGAAACGGACUCGCGCGUGCACCAACAGCUGGCUGACGACUUUGCUAGUCUCGUGGUGAAGAAUUCAAAACGUUCGGACGGUGGACAGUACCGUCUGCAAUUGCGUAAUUCUUCCGGCUUUGACACGGCCACGGUGAACGUUAAAGUUCUCGACAGACCUAAUCCACCGGUGAACCUUCACGCCGACGAAUUCGGCGGAGAUGCGCUCACGCUGUUCUGGAACCCGCCGAAAGACAAUGGCGGUGCAGACAUCACCAACUACGUCGUCGAGAAGAGAGAACCUAAGGGAACUUGGUCCAAGGUGAGCAGCUACGUCACAACACCAUUCGUUCGAGUGAGGAACCUGACUGUUGGAAGCGUCUACGAGUUCCGAGUGAUGGCUGAGAACCAGUAUGGCACCUCCGAUCCGGUCACAACGAUGGAUCCGAUCAAGGCCAGACAUCCGUUCGAUCCACCAGGUGCGCCUGGAACACCAAGAGGCGUCGAGACGACGGAAGACAGCAUCACGAUUACUUGGACGAAGCCUCGUCACGAUGGAGGAUCACAUAUUCUUGGAUACGUAAUCGAGAAACGUCUAUUGAGCGAAGAUAAGUGGACGAAAGCCACCCCGUCUCUCGUUCACGAGACUACUUACAGAGUGACUGGGCUCAUCGAAAACCACGAUUACGAGUUCCGUGUUGCGGCCGAAAAUGCUGCCGGCCGUGGACCGUGGAGUUCCAAUUCUGACGUGAUCAGGGCCAGUGCACAACCUUUCCCACCGAGGAUCACGUCCGACCUCAGCAUCCGCGACAUGACCGUGAUCGCCGGAGAACCGUUCACGAUAACAGUUCCGUUCAAUGCGAACCCAAGGCCAAGGCCAAGCUGGUCCAUCAACGGCGAAGAGGUUCUCACUGGAGACAGGAUCAAGUUCGACACCACGGACGUUGCUUCGCAAUUCAUCAACAAGAAGGCUAAGAGAUCCGAUACGGGAACUUACACGAUCUAUCUCACGAACACUGUCGGCACAGACUCUGCUUCGUGCAAGGUUCUCGUUGUCGAUAAACCAUCCCCGCCGCAAGGUCCUCUGGACAUUUCCGAUAUCACCCCGGAGACUUGUUCACUGUCCUGGAAACCACCCCUCGACGAUGGUGGUUCACCUAUCACGAACUACAUCGUCGAGAAGUUCGACCCGGCUGGCUACUGGGCGAAGCUGAGCAGUUUCGUAAGGAACACCCAUUACGACGUGUUCGGCCUGGAACCAAAUCGCAAGUACAACUUCCGUGUCCGCGCGGAGAACCAAUACGGAAUAUCGGAGCCGCUGCAGGCUGACGAACCGAUCACCGCCAAAUUCCCAUUCACGGUGCCAGACUCACCUGGACAGCCACGCGUCAUCGACUGGGACACCUCGAACGCCACUGUGGUGUGGACCAGGCCAAUAUCCGACGGUGGUUCGCGCAUUCAGGGUUACAAGAUCGAAUUCCGCGACCCCGCGGAUGACGCCCAAUGGCGAGUGGCGAACGACUACCUGGUCAAGGACACCACUUACAUUUGCUAUAAUCUUAUGAGCGGACACGAGUACGAGUUCAGGAUAAGGGCGAAGAACGCGGCUGGUUUCAGCAAACCCAGCCCACCCUCGGCGCCGUUCAAGCUGAAGAGCAAGUUCAACGUGCCCUCGCCACCUGGCACGCCUCAGGUGGUCAAGGUCGGCAAGAACUACGUUGACCUGAAAUGGGAAGCACCGGUUUCCGACGGCGGUAGCCGUAUCACCGGUUACGUGAUCGAGAAACGAGAAGUCGGAAGCGCCUUAUGGGCCAAAUGCAACGAGUACAACGUCACCGACACGGAGUACACCGUUAUGCACCUGAUCGAGCGCGGUGACUACGAAUUCCGAAUAUUCGCGGUGAACGCCGCUGGAAGGUCGGAACCGAGCUCGUGCACCACUCCCGUCAAGGUCUGCGAGGUCGUGGGUGGCGAGAAACCAGAGUUCGUCAGGACUCUGCCUGUCAGCCAGAUCAUGCCCCUUGGCAAGACUCUUGUGUUCGAGUGCGAAGCCACUGGAAAUCCUCUGCCGACAGCCAGGUGGCUGAGAAACGGCAGGGAGAUCACCAUUGGUGGUCGUUUCCGCGCAGAGGCGUUCGACGGAAUUUACAGGCUCGUCAUAUCCGAAGUUAUGGCUGCCGACGAUGGCGAUUACAGCUGCCAGGUCUCGAAUCCGCUCGGCACAGCCACGACCACGUCCAGAUUGAAGAUCGGUUCGCCGCCUCGUAUCGAACGCAUGCCAGACGAUCUGUACCUGGCCGAGGGCGACAACACGAAGAUCAAGAUCUACUACAGCGGCGACCAGCCCAUGGAAAUCCUCCUGAAGAAGGACGGUCACAAGAUCGACGAGACGCCGCACAUCAAGUACACGGUGUUCGACGAGUACCUCAUCAUCUUCAUCAAGGACAUUCAGAAGGACGACGCUGGUACAUACAAUCUCUCGAUCUCGAACGACAGCGGCAGCGUGAGCGGUUCGUUCAACGUGUACAUCACCGGGUUACCCGGACCACCCACUGGACCCCUGGACGUCACGGACAUCGACAAGCACACUUGCACCCUGUCGUGGCAUCCUCCGAAGGUCGACGGUGGUCUCCGUGUCACACACUACGUGGUCGAGCGUCGCGACGUGAGCCACACUCACUGGAUUACCAUCUCGUCCUUCUGCAAGGACACCUCGUUCAUGGUGCAAGGGCUGACCGAGGGACAGGAGUAUCUGUUCCGUGUGAUGGCCGUGAACGACAACGGAAUGGGACCGCCGCUGGAGGGAACGAACCCCAUCAAGGCGAAGGCACCGUUCGAUCCUCCUGGUCCACCGGGAACGCCCAAGGUCACCGAGGUGGGAGGCGACUUCGUGAACCUCUCUUGGGAGAGACCCGAGUCGGACGGUGGCUCCAGGAUCCAAGGCUACUGGAUCGACAAGCGCGAGGUCGGCAGUCAGACAUGGCAGCGCGUGAACGUCGCCAUUUGCCUCCCAACGCAGAUCAACAUCUCCAACCUGAUCGAGGGCAGGCAAUACGAGUUCCGCGUGUUCGCACAGAACAUUGCCGGCGUAGGACCCGAGUCCAAGGCCUCCACGUCGGUGAAGAUCACGGAUCCACAGGCGGCCAAGCCUCCGGAGGUGAUUCAACCCCUGCACAAGGUCAACUGCGUGCAGAACCACAACGCAACGUUCACGUGCAAGAUCAUCGGCACCCCGAAACCGACCAUCACGUGGUUCAAGGGCGCUCGAGAGAUCGUCAGCGGAUCCAGGUACAACAUCUACUCGGAGGGCGACGUGCACAACCUGAUAAUCCACGACGUGUUCGGCGAGGACGCGGACGAGUACUUCUGUCGGGCGGUGAACAAGUGCGGAGUCAAGUCGACCAAGGGCGAGCUCCUGAUCAAGACGCCGCCGAAGCUGAACGUACCCCCAAGGUUCAGAGACACCGCCUUCUUCGACAAGGGCGUGAACGUGGUCAUCAAGAUCCCGUUCACCGGCUACCCGAAGCCCAAGAUCACCUGGGUGAGGGAGGGCGAGACCAUCGAGUCCGGCGGACACUACACCGUCGAGGUGAAGGAAAGACACGCCGUGUUGACGAUCAUAGACGGAACUCGAAUCGACUCCGGACCGUACCGCAUCACCGCGGAGAACGACCUCGGCCAGGACACCGCGAUCAUCAAGAUCCAGAUCAGCGAUCGUCCGGACCCGCCCAGGUUCCCUCAGAUCGACAACGUGGGCCACGAUUCUCUCGCGCUCAGCUGGAAGCCGCCACUUUGGGACGGCGGAAGCAACAUCACCAACUACUUCGUCGAGAAGAGGGAACACCCGAUGACCAGCUGGAUCAGGGUUGGAAACACCAGGUUCUGCUCGAUGGCGGUCACCGGACUCAGCCCUGGCCACCAGUACGACUUCAGGAUCUGCGCGGAGAACAUUUACGGAAGAUCCGAUCCCAGCGAGGUGACGCCGCUGAUCACGACCAAGGGCACCGUCAAGAGGGAGUUCAAGCAGAAGGAGUACAAGGUGGACGAGACCGGGAAGAAGAUUCGCGGCAGGAGCGACGAGAAGCCGCGCGAUUACGACCAGUUCGUGUUCGAUAUCUACAGCAAAUACGUGCCGCAGCCGGUUGAGAUCAAACACUUCUCCGUCUACGACCGAUACGACAUCCUCGAGGAGAUCGGAACCGGUGCGUUCGGCGUGGUACAUCGGUGCCGCGAACGCGCCACCGGCAACAUCUUCGCGGCCAAGUUUAUUCCGGUGUCGCACGCGAUGGAGAAGGAACUGAUCAGGAAAGAGAUCGACAUAAUGAAUCAGUUGCACCAUCCGAAACUGAUCAACCUCCACGACGCGUUCGAGGACGACGACGAGAUGGUCCUGAUAUUCGAGUUCUUGUCCGGCGGCGAGCUCUUCGAAAGAAUCACGGCGGAGGGUUACACGAUGUCCGAGGCCGAGGUGAUCAACUACAUGAGACAGAUAUGCGAGGCCGUGAAGCACAUGCACGAGAAGAACAUCAUACACUUGGACAUCAAGCCCGAGAACAUCAUGUGCCAGACGCGCAACAGCACCAACGUGAAGCUGAUCGACUUCGGUUUAGCCACGAAACUCGAUCCCAACGAGGUGGUGAAGAUCAGCACCGGAACCGCGGAAUUCGCAGCCCCGGAAAUCGUCGAACGCGAGCCAGUCGGUUUCUACACGGACAUGUGGGCCUGUGGUGUCUUAGCCUAUGUUCUAUUGAGCGGUCUGUCGCCGUUCGCCGGAGACAACGACAUCGAAACUCUGAAGAACGUCAAGGCCUGCGACUGGGACUUCGACGAAGAAGCAUUCCGCGACGUUUCCGAGGAGGGCAAGGACUUCAUUAGGCGAUUGCUCGUCAAGAACAAAGAGAAACGUAUGACUGCUCACGAGUGUCUGGUGCACGCAUGGUUGACCGGAGAUCACAGCGACCGAACUAAAGCGAUCUCGAGCAGCAGGUACCUCCGCUUCAGGGAUAGGCUAAGGGCCAAAUACGAGGACUGGGACAAAUACGUUCUUCCGAUCGGUCGACUAGCCGAGUACUCCUCGCUCAGGAAGCUGCUGAUCGACAAAUACAAGAUUUACGAUUCCUGCUUCGAUCGACGACAAGCGGCGCCGAGGUUCGUCAUCAAACCAACGAGCGCAUUCGCGUACGAGGGCCAGAGCGUCAAGUUCACUUGUCGCGUGAUCGCCACGGCUGACCCGACCCUCACGUGGUUCCACAACAACCAGGAACUCCGACAGUCUGUCAAAUUCAUGAAACGGUACCACGGAGACGACUACACCUUCAUCAUCAACAGAGUCAAGCUGGAGGACAGAGGAGAGUAUGUCAUCAGGGCAGAGAAUCAUUACGGUUACAGGGAGGAGGUCGUUUUCCUCAACGUGCAACCGCUACCAAUUGAGAUUCCGAAGUACAGACCGGAACUGCAUCCAGUGCGAAGAAGAGAGCCACUCGGUUACAACGUCUGGUUGGAGACGAUCGAAUCGGCGCCAAGCUUCACCUUCCUGCUCCGACCUCGCGUCAUCCAGGUCAGGCAAACAUGCAAGCUCCUCUGCUGUCUGGCUGGCAAUCCACCACCCACGGUUAAAUGGUACAAGGACAAAGACGAGCUCUCCAAGCAUCAUUACGCGAUGACGCACUCGGACGGCGUCGUGACGAUGGAGAUAAUCGACUGCAAGCCAGAGGACAGUGGCAAAUACCGUUGCGUGACCACCAACAAACAUGGAAAAGACGAGACCACAUGCGUCGUUAUCGUUGAAGGCACUGGAGAAACCGAGGAGCAAGUUAAAUUAGCACACGACCUCCUACAUUCCGGAGAUCGAAGAUUUAUCGAGAUGCCGCUGAAACCGGCUCCACCGCCGAUCAUAACCGUUCACAAAGCCGGUGGAUACAGCGGGUAUAGUUCCACCACCACGCAGGGUCACACGAGCAGUUCAUCGUCCAAUUACAGUAGUUCCACCAACAACGUCAAGAAAUACGGCCUUGACGCCACCGGAAGCCCAUCUCGUUCCAGAAGUACCACUAAAGAAUUAGCUUAUCCUCCAGACGAUUCGAUGAGAGCGCCACAGUUCACGAAAAAGCUGAGCGAUCUUACCAUCAACGACGGAGAACAGUUAGAACUUAGCGCGAUGGUCGACGGCGAUCCGGAGCCGCAGGUCACCUGGUCCAAGAACGGCAAGACGUUGAGCUCGUCGGGUAUCAUGAGCCUGAAAUACAAAGCGGGAGUCGCGACUCUUGUUAUCAACGAAGUGUUCCCCGAAGACGAGGGCGACUACACUUGUCAAGCGAGCAACAGCAUCGGUACCGUAACUACCUCUUGCAAGCUGACGGUAAAACCGAGCGCGAACGCAUCCGCGAAGAAGAAGACCGACGACAAACCUCCGAAGAUCGUGGACCACCUGACGAGCAUGUUCGUAAAAGACGGAGAGGCGGUAACGCUGAGCUGUCGAAUAAUCGGCGCCCAGAAGUUCGACGUGGUCUGGCUUCACAAUAAUAAGGAGAUCAAACCAAGCAAGGACUUCCAGUACAGUAACGAAGCGAAUAUCUAUAAAUUGAACAUCGCCGAGAUCUUCCCCGAGGAUUCCGGCACUUACACCUGCGAAGCGUUCAACGACGCAGGGGAGAGCUUCUCGUCGUGCACAUUAAACGUACUUGUUCCAAACGAGGAACCGAAGAGCCCAGUCUUCACGACAUUCCCGCAAUCUGCAACGGUAGGCGAAGGCGAAUCGGUUACGUUCACAUGCAAGACUGAAACCGCGCCUUUGAAAGUGACGUGGUUGAAAGACGGAAAAGCGAUCCCGGAGACUAGCAGCAGGUACCUCUUCAGUUCAGACGGUGACAAAUCGUUCGAGUUGCGUAUAAAAUCGUGCACGGCCAGCGACGUCGGCCAGUAUGUUGCUCGUGCGAUCGGCAAAAAGGGCGAGACGAACGCCGCAUUCGCCCUAAAUGUUACCAGCGAACAGUGAAAUCGUUGAUUUCGAUUACGUAAAAAAUCACAAUACGACAAGGUUUGGGUGAGAUCCAUCUAUUUUUUACCGUCUUAUAUUAUCCAGUAGCUAUGUCGGGAUUCGUAAAUCUGUUGAUUUUUACGUUCUUCUAACCCGUCUCUUUUCAGCUUCUACGAUGUUAUCGGGAGAACGAUGAUUAGAAAUGAAAAAAAAAAAAAAAAAAGAAAUGGUAAAGAACAGAGAAAAAAAUAUUAAAACGGA